Molecule: messenger RNA, 829 nt
Organism: Prorocentrum cordatum
Lineage: Eukaryota; Dinophyceae; Prorocentrales; Prorocentraceae
Source: the annotation of a GenBank genome assembly
AAGUCUCGGCUCUUUGCGCAGCGUGCGCCAGCGCGCGCGCGCGCCCCCCCCCGAGCGUGACCGGCGCUUCAGGCCCCGCGAUGGGCAACGGGUCGCGCGCUCUGGGCUGAUAUCGCCGUGGCGGGCGGACCCUGCGCGGGAUGGACUUCCUCCUCGGGCUGCCGGCGGGCGUGCACGUCGCGGCCGCGGCCUCGGUGCUGUGCGCCGGACAUCUCUUCUCCAUCUGGCUGAGGCGCCCGCGCAUCAAGGUCUCCGGCAAGCACGUGGUCAUCACCGGUGGCUCGCAGGGGCUGGGCAAGGCCCUGGCGCUGCUGUGCGUCCAGAGGGGCGCCCGUGUGACCAUCGUUGCCAGGACAGCUUCCAAGCUCGAGGAAGCGUGUGCGGAGAUCGGCCAGGCUGGCGAAGGCUUCUCCAACCGCAUUCAGCACGCAGUUCUGGAUGUUGGCGCUGCUUCGUGCGAGCAGGUAACCGCAACUCUGCAGCAGGCUGCGCGCACCUUUGGCCGGGUUGACGUAUUCGUGGCCAACGCUGGGACCGGAAAUGGAAUGCUGAUUAUUGGUUCACCCACCGCGGAGGUGCAGCAAACCUUGGAGACCCAAGUCGCAGUCAAUCUGGUCGGCGGCCUUCGCUGUGUUAUUGCUGCAGCUCAGCUCAUGGUGUCUGACGGCGAGGGUGGCCGAGUCAGCAUCGUCUCCUCAGUCGCCGGGUUGGCCACGUGCCCGGGCUACGCCAUCUACUCUGCGACCAAGUUCGGGCACCGCGGCUUCCUGGCUGGGGCCUACGAGGAGUUCCGGAGGCACGGGGUGCACCUGUCCGUGUUUUACCCUGG